Esox lucius (northern pike) is the source of this 3022-nucleotide messenger RNA. RefSeq names its product ras-related protein Rab-37. Gene Ontology annotation, molecular function: GTPase activity; GTP binding. Gene Ontology annotation, biological process: Golgi vesicle fusion to target membrane; cellular response to insulin stimulus; protein localization to plasma membrane. Gene Ontology annotation, cellular component: synaptic vesicle; dendritic spine; Golgi apparatus. Lineage: Eukaryota; Metazoa; Chordata; Actinopteri; Esociformes; Esocidae. The transcript has 9 exons. The coding region runs from base 501 to 1193 and encodes 230 amino acids. The record is from RefSeq and is a predicted model, not a curated record.
UGACUGGUGCCACAAACCACCGUUUCCUCUUUGCGGUUGACUAGAUGUUUUACUUUGUACAAAAAAUUAUAAUAAUAAGACAAACAAAACAGACGAAUUCAUCAGGCCUUGAUAACGUAACAUUAUCUCCAACUGACAAAUGGCAUAACAACGUCUGCUCAUCUGCCUACGCGUGAAGAAGAAUGACAGUCCACCGUUCUGCACAACUGAGAAAUGUUUCCGCCUAUUUACCAUUUAUUCUCCACGGGCGAAUGUAAUCGCGUUCUCCAGAGAUCGUUCCUUUAUUAAGUUUUAACCAAGACUCUGUUAUUGACAUUUGUUGUUUCCGCUUAAGCAAUUGUUGCGAUAAAACACUAGUUUUGGACAAAUUAAUACAUAUGGACUGAUGACUUGUGGUAACUGGGAUUGAGCCACCGGCAUCUCAAGAGGAAUAUCGCGCGGCGCGUUGACAGAUCUUGGUGAUACUGUGGCUUUGGUGAUAGUAAUUAUUUGUCUUUGCGAUGUCCACGAGGAAGGCAUCGUUGAAGGAUAAAGAGACUAAUAACGGGACAUCCAGAUAUGUGUUGGAAAGAUGCGCCUCGGUUAACGAGUGUUUUGAUAUUUCCUUCAAGGUGAUGCUGCUGGGAGACUCUGCGGUGGGAAAGACAUGUGUGCUGGUGCGCUUUAAAGACGGGGCCUUUCUGGGAGGCAACUUCAUAGCCACCGUGGGAAUAGACUUUAGGAAUAAGGUUGUUACGGUGGACAACGUCAAGGUCAAACUCCAGAUCUGGGAUACUGCAGGCCAGGAGAGAUUCCGCAGCGUCACACACGCCUACUACAGAGAUGCUCAGGCCCUCCUCCUGCUAUAUGACAUCACCAGCAAGUCAUCCUUUGACAACAUCAGGGCCUGGCUGACUGAAAUUCAUGAGUACGCUCAGAAGGAUGUGGUCAUCAUGUUGCUCGGCAACAAGUCAGACAUGGUCGCUGAGAGAGUCAUCAAGCGUGAGGAGGGAGAAAAGCUGGCCAAGGAAUAUGGAGUGCCUUUCAUGGAGACCAGUGCCAAGACUGGGGUCAACGUAGAGUUGGCCUUCCUGGCUGUAGCAAAAGAUUUGAAGCACAGAGCUGCCAAGCAGCCCAACGAGCCCAAGUUCCAGAUCCAUGACUACAUUGAGUCUCAGAAGCAGAAGUCUGGUUGUUGUGGUGGCUACAUGUAGCUUAGCCUUUCACCAACUUUUACCCAACACCAGGCCACAGAGAGAUAGAGAGGAGGAAUUGAGGGAGAGAGAGAGACACACACACACACACACACACACACACACACACACAGAUGUGGGGUGGGGGUGGGGUAUAUAGAAGGACCAAGAGAUAAUUUGAAAAAACUGCAGAUAACACCAUUGUGAAAAAGACAAUUCUUCUCCACUUGCCUGUUUGGAAGUCCCAAUGGAAACUAGCCAACUCAAAUCCACCCCAAUUAGGAGAAACCAUUCCAGUGUUUUCCAUUCCAGUGUUUUCUGCCAGAUAGAAAACCACCCAUUAUCCAGUGUAUUUACAAUGUCAGUUAGCAUCUUGGGUCAUUCAGCUGGCAGUAAUGACUGUUUGCACGUCCCCGUCAGUCUUUAACAGUGUUUAACAUCCUGCAGACACAGCUAAACCUUUUCCAGUUUUGACUUCAUGUAAAUGGGAUUUCUUGAUGCGGUUUUGCCAGUUUUUGCCAUAUUUAGAGAGUUAUUGCAGAAUAAUCUUGUACAGAUAUUAAGUGGAAUAAAACCGAUGUUUUGGGGAUUGUGGUUUCAUUUGUCUGGCCACAUUUUAUUCUGGACUAAAUUCCAUUCGAUAUGUAUUAGGAGUGGACUUUACAAUUGCAUUGUGAUCCACAUUGUCCCUGUGGCCUCUGCUGUGUAAUGAAACUAUUGACAGUGUUUUUUUAUUAUACACCAAUUUAAUAUAAUUUUCUGAAACGUUGUGGUCAAAUGUUGCUUGAGAUUGUGGUAAGGAGUUCCAGUGUGUGUUUGAAUUGCUUUUACAACAUGCCAUCCACCACACCUGCUCUGUGAGAUCACUGAGGGGGUUUGAUUAUCUGGGGCACGUUUCCCUGAUGGGAGGAGUUUGCACUGGGUGACAAGAAAUUGCAUUCGAUUUAAUACCGGGCGUGAGCUAGAGGCCCAAAUUUGACAACCGCAAAGUCAACUCAAAACAAAAAUGACAUUAGCUAAACAUGUAGGGUACUCAUGGCCGGAUUAUCAAACAGGCAUUGACUAGGGUCUCCGAUCUACGUGGGGUUACCCAUCCCAGUUUUUAUCAUUUACUUAUUAUAAUACUUUUCAUUUUACAUUAGCCAUAGCACAUGGUGGAAGAAUGUGCCCAAAUAAAGGAAAUUAGGUGCGCUAUGGAUUACUGAGUAUGGCUCUCAGUAUAACUGGUUUUGAUAUAAACACUUGUAUGCCUUUCCAAUGGAAAUUAAUUUCAAAACUCAAGCCUAUAUUUUAUUGAAAAGGAAAACGUGCGGUUUUCUGAACGAUGAGCCUCACUGUCUUGUUGACAACUUGCCUUUCGGGGGGGACCUCAGACAAAUUAGAUUUGUGGCCCCCUCUCCCCUAUCUAUCGGGGGAGCCCUGGUGUUUGGAGGCCCCCUAGUGGUUGGGGUCCCUAAGCGAGCGCUUAUGUCACUUAUGCCUAGAACCGGCCCUGACGACAUGACGACAGCGUGGUGCAGAUCAACGCUCCUCCCUCACUGCUUUUCCCCGGACACAUCACAAACCAUUACCCAGUGAACCGCGGCUCAGGUUGACAAAACUAUAAGUCCAACACUCUGACACUGUUGUUGCAUAAAGACCUCUGUUUUCAUUAAUGGGCGUUGUUGUCUCUACAUGAGCUGUGCUGUAUUUGUUCAUAGUUAUGUAACGUUCUUUUGUGUUUGGUUCAUUAUGAAUGUUGGCUUAUAGAAUUUGCUUGAUGUCACAAUAAUUAUUAACAGUGACCACAAAGUGCCAUGGAGAAGUGCUUUGUUAUAGUACAGUAUAAAUAAAAAAACUAUUUUUUUGUA